AAGCAAAAUAGAAAACAAAAAAAAACAAUGUAAAAGGAAUCUUUUGAGCUAACCUUUAAGAAAUGGAGCCCGUGACAAAUGAGUCUACAUACUUCGAGCCAUUCAUUCUAUUCUCUAAUUCAUCCCUCUUCCUUUGAAGUUUUGGCCACAAAUAAAUUUUCACAACUUAAAUUCAUAGCAUCUUUGGUACACAAAUAGCUCUCCAAUUAUAUAGCUGCUUUACUAGUCAUGUUCAAAUAUAUUAUCAUCCUCAUCUUUGCAUCAUUUUCUGCUUCCUUUGUAACUUCAUCUCCAACAGCAACAACAGAAGGACAAGAAGUAGAGGCGCUUCUAAAGUGGCAAGCAAGCAUUGACAACCAAAACCAGUCUCUCUUUUCUUCAUGGGUUGGAAACAGCCCUUGCAAUUGGAGUGGAAUUUCUUGCAAUGAGUUUAGAAGUGUCAUACAGAUAAACCUCACAGGUUCUGGUUUAAAAGGUACCCUCCAUGCUUUCAGCUUCUCGUUCUUCCCCAAUCUCUUAGGUCUUAAUCUUAGCAACAACUCACUAUAUGGAACUAUUCCUUCAUUCUUAGGUAACCUUUCUAAGCUCAUCUACCUUGAUUUGUCUUGCAAUCAACUAUUUGGAAGAAUACCAUCUGAAAUAGGCCUAAUGAGAACUCUACGAAUAGUUUACUUAUUUGAAAACAAUAUUAAUGAAUCCAUUCCCUAUGAAAUAGGAAUAUUGAGCUCACUCAGUGAGCUAGCUUUGUUUAAGAACAAUUUAACGGGUUCAGUACCUGCUUCAAUAGGAAGUUUGGGAAAUUUAUCCACUCUUUUACUUUAUAACAAUGGACUUUCUGGAACAAUCCCCCAAGAGAUAGGAAUGCUAAAAUCUCUAAGCGAGCUUGAUUUGUCAAUAAACAAUCUAACAGGAUCAAUCCCUACAUCUAUAGGAAACUUGGCAAACUUAACUGUUCUAUUCCUUUUUAGCAAUAACUUUUAUGGAUCCGUUCCUUCUGCUAUAGGAAACUUAACCAUUCUCACCAAGUUGCGCCUUAUGGGAAAUCAAUUAUCCGGACCCAUCCCACGAGAAUUUGGAAAACUCAAAUUUCUCACCCAUCUAGGAUUGUUCAUGAAUAAAUUGAAUGGCUCCAUUCCUGUAGAAAUGAAUAAUCUUACAUAUUUGAAGUACUUGGUGUUCAGUAACAACAUGUUGUCCGGUUCUCUUCCACAACAUAUAUGCAUUGGUGGAUCACUUGAAUUAUUCACAGCACAUGACAAUUAUUUGACAGGCCCCAUCCCAAUAAGCUUAAGAAACUGCUCCAGCUUGUAUAGAUUAAGGCUUGAAAGAAACCUGCUAACAGGAAAUAUAUCAGAACAGUUUGGGGUAUAUCCCAAUUUGAACUACAUUGACUUGAGUUAUAACAAUUUCUAUGGAGAACUUUCUCCGAAGUGGGGUCAGUGCCAUAAUUUACAGAGUCUGAAAAUCUCCAACAAUAGAAUUUCAGGUGUAAUACUUCCUCAGCUUGGGGGAAGGAUUCAGCUACAUCUACUUGAUCUCUCCUCUAAUCAUAUAGCUGGAGAGAUUCCAAGGGAGUUGGAGAGGCUAACAUUAUUGUACAACCUUACACUAGCUGAUAAUGAACUUCUAGGUAGAGUACCACCAGAAAUUGGAAAUUUGUCCAAUUUAAGAAUUCUUAAUCUGGCGGCAAACAAUCUAACUGGAUCAAUUCCUAGGCAGUUAGAGGCAUGCUCCAAGUUACAGUACUUAAAUUUCAGCAAAAAUAGAUUUACAGAGAGUAUUCCCUAUGAAAUUGGCAACAUAUACUCUCUUCAAAAUCUUGAUCUCGGUCAGAAUUUACUUAUGGGAGAGAUACCACCACAGCUUGGAAAUUUGGAAAACUUGGAAACAUUGAAUCUUUCUCAUAAUGAGCUCUCCCGUUCCAUCUCAUCGACUUUUGCUGACAUGUCAAGUUUGACAAAUAUUGAUAUAUCUUACAAUCAGUUGGAGGGCCCUCUCCCCAACAGCAAACCAUUCCUUGAGGCUCCAAUUGACGGAUUCAUUAAUAAUAAAGACCUGUGUGGAAACGCUACAGGUUUGAAUGCUUGCCCCUCGACAAUCAGUAAUGGCCCUAAUGGCAAAGAGAGUAGAAAAGUUGUGAUUUUGAUUUUAGUCCCUUCUUUUGGUGCCCUGCUUCUUAUUUUCAGUGUAGUUGGGUUUCUUUAUGUUCUUCUCAACUGCCGAAGGGUGAGGAACAAUCAGAACAGUCCAAGAGAAGCACGGAAUGAUAAUAUGUUCACCAUUUGGAGCUAUGAUGGGAAAAUGGUGUAUGAAAACAUCAUUGAUGCAACAAAAGAAUUUGACCCCAAAUAUUGUAUUGGAGUAGGAGGGUAUGGAAGUGUUUAUAAAGCUGAACUGCCAACAGGUCAGGUAAUUGCAGUGAAGAAACUUCACCCAUUAGAGGAUGACGGAAUCGCCAAUCUAGAUAGUUUUGAGAAUGAGAUUCGUGCAUUGACAGAAAUUCGACAUUGCAACAUUGUAAGGCUUUAUGGGUUUUGUUCACAUUCGCGACACUCAUUUUUGGUUUAUGAGUUCUUGGAAGGGGGAAGCUUGGGAAAGAAACUUAGCAACAAGGAAGAGGCAACAAAAUUUGGAUGGAUUAAGAGGAUAAACAUUGUUAAAGGUGUGGCCGAAGGUUUGUCCUAUAUGCACCACGACUGCUCACCUCCAAUAGUUCAUCGAGACAUAUCAUGCAAGAACAUCUUGUUGGACUCAGAACACAAUGCUCACAUAUCAGAUUUUGGCACAACUAAAGUUUUGAAGCCUGACUCAUCCAAUUGGUCUUUAUUUGCCGGCACGUUUGGAUAUGCUGCUCCAAAACUUGCAUAUACGAUGGAAGUGAAUGAGAAAUGCGAUGUUUAUAGCUUUGGAGUGGUGACAUUGGAAGUGAUCAUGGGAAAGCAUCCAGGAGCUCUCAUCUCACUUCUCUCAUCAUCAUCUUCAUCAUCAGCAACAACUUCAACUGCCCAUGGUACACUAUUGAAGGAUGUGUUGGAUCAACGACUCAAACCUCCUAGAAAUCAAGUCGCAAGGAUGGUGGUGUCUAUUGCAAAGCUUGCAUUUGCAUGCCUGGAAACUAAUCCUCAAUCUCGUCCAACCAUGCAGCAAAUUUCCCGGGAGCUAUCUAUCAAAAGAUCUCCUCUGUCAGAGAUGUUUGGCAAGAUUACCUUGGGACAAUUGUUGGUGUGAUCAUGCUCAAGUGUAUUCCACACUUUAUUUAUUUAUUUUUAUUGUACUACAUUAGGAUGAGUUAUGCAAAUUAGAAUAUUGUUCGUUUGGAUCAAAUUAAAAAA
Quercus lobata is the source of this 3332-nucleotide messenger RNA. RefSeq names its product MDIS1-interacting receptor like kinase 2-like. Gene Ontology annotation, biological process: protein phosphorylation. The transcript has 2 exons. The coding region runs from base 229 to 3228 and encodes 999 amino acids. Gene Ontology annotation, molecular function: protein binding; ATP binding; protein kinase activity. The record is from RefSeq and is a predicted model, not a curated record. Lineage: Eukaryota; Viridiplantae; Streptophyta; Magnoliopsida; Fagales; Fagaceae.